GUCUGCCAUCGGCUGCAUCUGCCAGCAUGCGCAGAUCUUCGUCGCCACAGAAAUGACCGUCAAAACUUAUAUCGUUUUCUCGUUACAUUAAGACCCGUUCUUUUGACACAAUGCCGAGUAGCUGGGGGAUCUUUGAGUUAGCCUGCAGGAUGCUAGCAUGCUAAUUGGCCAGUAAAGGGGGCAAACAAGCAGCAGGCUGGUGCGAGCGCCGUUAAAGCUGCUUUAAGGUGUUUUCACCUGGUUUUCUGCUUGGAGAAUAAUGGAAGGAGUCCUUUAUAAAUGGACAAACUAUAUGACAGGAUGGCAGCCAAGGUGGUUUGUGCUGGACAAUGGCAUUAUUUCCUAUUAUGAUUCACAAGAUGACGUGUGCAAAGGAAGCAAAGGCAGUAUUAAGAUGUCAGUGUGUGAAAUUAAAGUUCACCCGACUGACAACACGCGUCUGGAGCUCAUCAUACCAGGAGAGCAGCAUUUUUAUGUGAAGGCUGUAAAUGCAGCCGAGAGGCAGAAGUGGCUGGUGGCUCUGGGAAGCUCCAAAGCCGGACUCAUUGACACUCGAACCAAAAAAGAAAGGGAGUUAACAGAAACCACAGAAUCACUGAAAACCAAGAUGUCGGAGCUGCGUCUGUACUGUGACUUACUAAUGCAGCAAGUACACACUAUUCAGGAGUCAGUCGAACAGCACGAAGAGCCGGCGGUGGCCAACACUGAGACAAGGAACGAGGCGUCCUCAUUACUAAGUGCCACCUGUGAAACCUUCAUCAAAACACUGGAAGAAUGUAUGAAGAUCGCCAACUCUAAGUUCAAGACUGACAUGUUGCAGUCCAGUCCAUCUGAUUCCAUAAUGUCUCCUGUGUCCCCAUCUCCUGUCCAGAUGUCUCGGAUGAAGCGUUCGAUCAGCCAUCCUGGCACCUACAAUUAUGAAAGGUCGAGUUUGCCAAAAGACUGUGUGGCGUUCCAGAAAUCCAGUCAGAGGAGGACGAGGACAUGCUCCGAUACUGAAGCUCACAGCGACAGAGGACCUGACGACAUAGAGCGCUUGAUGUUUCACAGAGCAAACAUCAACGGUGACUCCACUCCGAGUAUCCCAGAAGAGGUUGGAACAAGCACAAAGUUCCUGUCGGAAACUGACACUCCGGAAUCUGACCUUUCCCUCUGAACCACGCAGGACGACUUACGAGAUGGGGAAUAAAAGCGAAACACGUACUGCUGUGCAGUCACAGAUUGCAGCAUUAUAGAGACAGAUUUUACAUAGUAUUUCCUGAUGAUGAUGAAGAUGAAGAAGAAUUUGGUGGCACUUUAUAAAAACAGUAGUCGGAUUUGAAUGUUUAUACUCUUCCAGGUAUUUUAAGAUAUUCGUUUGCCUUGAUGCUAAGAUGUUUUUCCUUUUUUUGUGAUAAAUAAUUAUUGCCGUAUCCCUUCAGUGAAGAGUUUGUACUGGAUUUCUAAUGUGUCGUGCAGAUGCCUUUGUUAAAUGGGAACCUUGCUGAGAGGUUUUUGUUACUGUGCCAAGGGGAUGUGCUUACAUGCUGACAUUAACGUACAUGUUUUUUCUUUUUUUUUUUAUUCACUCAGCAUGCAAUGUUGUUCAUUAGUUCAUGAUGCAGAAUACAUUUAUUUAUUUUUGUAUAUCACUAGAGUUUUCUCCUUCCCCCUAAAAUUGUUUUUUUGCCUUAAUUAAUUCUUCGCAUGGAGGAAUUUGAUCUAUUAAUUAUUGUAAUGUUUGGAAAAAAGUUAUUAAAAAAGCUAUAGCGGGAUUAUGUCCAAAGUGGGUUUUGUAAGUAUGAUUUUUAAAAUUUAUAUAUAUAUUAUGCUCUGUAAUCAGGAGCUUUUCAAAGGCAAAGAGGGAAUUCAUAAUACAAAUGUAGUUUGUGAUUAUUUGCUUUAUUAUUCACUCGGCAUACAGUGUCUGUGCAAUCUUUAUUUAUUCACACCAAAAAAAGUUUUUUUUGCCUUAAUUAAUUGCAUAGAGGAAUUUCUGGAAGCCAGUUUCUGCCAUGAAAAAAUAAAUAAAAAGGAAAUUGCAACA
Messenger RNA from Danio rerio (zebrafish), 2026 nucleotides. RefSeq names its product pleckstrin homology domain containing, family A (phosphoinositide binding specific) member 3 (gene plekha3). Gene Ontology annotation, cellular component: early endosome; cytosol; trans-Golgi network. The record is from RefSeq and is marked provisional. NCBI's taxonomy places the organism in Eukaryota, Metazoa, Chordata, Actinopteri, Cypriniformes, Danionidae. Gene Ontology annotation, biological process: intermembrane lipid transfer; retrograde transport, endosome to Golgi; receptor recycling.